CAACCAUCACAAAUCUUUCAUUGCAAGUCGCAGGCGGCUCAGAGAAGCUCGUAAAAACAAACUCUUACAAACUAGGUGUUGUAGCACGAACUAUAUAAUUUCAAUAUGCGUGAAAUUGUACAUUUACAAGCCGGUCAAUGUGGUAACCAAAUUGGUGCCAAGUUUUGGGAAGUAAUUUCUGAUGAACACGGUAUUGACCCCACCGGAACAUACCAUGGAGAUUCAGACCUUCAACUUGAAAGAAUUAAUGUAUAUUACAACGAAGCAACAGGUGGUAAAUAUGUCCCACGUGCUGUUUUGGUGGAUUUAGAGCCUGGCACUAUGGAUUCUGUACGUUCUGGACCUUUUGGACAAAUAUUUAGACCAGAUAACUUUGUCUUUGGACAAAGUGGAGCUGGUAAUAACUGGGCUAAAGGACAUUACACUGAAGGAGCAGAGCUUGUAGAUUCAGUUUUAGAUGUUGUACGAAAAGAAGCAGAAAGCUGUGAUUGUUUACAAGGAUUUCAAUUGACACACUCCUUGGGAGGUGGUACUGGUUCCGGAAUGGGAACUCUUCUCAUUUCAAAAAUUCGUGAAGAAUACCCAGACAGAAUAAUGAACACUUUUAGCGUUGUGCCAUCACCUAAAGUAUCAGACACUGUUGUUGAACCAUAUAAUGCCACACUUUCCGUUCAUCAGCUUGUUGAAAACACUGAUGAAACCUUUUGUAUUGACAAUGAAGCUCUUUAUGAUAUCUGUUUCCGUACAUUGAAAUUAACAACACCAACCUAUGGCGAUCUUAACCAUCUUGUUUCUGCUACAAUGAGUGGUGUCACCACCUGCCUCCGAUUUCCUGGUCAGUUGAAUGCUGAUCUUCGAAAACUUGCAGUCAACAUGGUACCUUUCCCACGACUUCACUUUUUCAUGCCUGGAUUUGCACCUUUGACCAGUCGUGGUUCUCAACAAUACAGAGCCUUGACUGUGCCAGAACUUACCCAACAAAUGUUUGAUGCCAAAAACAUGAUGGCUGCUUGUGAUCCUCGACAUGGUCGAUACCUAACAGUUGCUGCCAUGUUCCGUGGUCGCAUGUCCAUGAAAGAAGUUGAUGAACAAAUGCUUAAUGUUCAAAACAAGAAUAGCUCAUACUUCGUUGAAUGGAUCCCCAAUAAUGUAAAAACCGCUGUCUGUGACAUUCCACCACGUGGUUUGAAAAUGUCUGCUACCUUCAUUGGCAACAGCACUGCUAUUCAAGAGUUAUUCAAACGCAUCAGUGAACAAUUCACUGCUAUGUUCCGUCGAAAGGCUUUCCUCCAUUGGUACACUGGUGAAGGUAUGGAUGAAAUGGAAUUUACUGAAGCUGAAUCCAACAUGAAUGAUUUGGUGUCUGAAUAUCAGCAAUACCAGGAUGCAACUGCGGAGGAAGAGGGAGAAUUUGAGGAUGAAGAGGAGGAAGAAGAAGCCUAAACAUUUUUCGUUUUAAUUUAUAAUUUUAAGUUUUGCUUGUAUAUCAUGAAUAUAGGGAAGGCACAGAAGUAACGUAAA
Molecule: messenger RNA, 1521 nt
Organism: Hydractinia symbiolongicarpus
Lineage: Eukaryota; Metazoa; Cnidaria; Hydrozoa; Anthoathecata; Hydractiniidae
Product: tubulin beta-4B chain
Exons: 4
Coding region: 106-1443 (445 amino acids)
Biological process (GO): microtubule cytoskeleton organization; mitotic cell cycle
Cellular component (GO): microtubule; cytoplasm
Molecular function (GO): GTPase activity; structural constituent of cytoskeleton; GTP binding
Source: RefSeq, a predicted model, not a curated record